This is a messenger RNA of Callithrix jacchus (white-tufted-ear marmoset), 16893 nucleotides long. It is a transcript of the gene MMP16, whose product is annotated as matrix metallopeptidase 16. The record is from RefSeq and is a predicted model, not a curated record. Gene Ontology annotation, molecular function: zinc ion binding; metalloendopeptidase activity. Lineage: Eukaryota; Metazoa; Chordata; Mammalia; Primates; Cebidae. Gene Ontology annotation, cellular component: plasma membrane; extracellular matrix. Gene Ontology annotation, biological process: collagen catabolic process; extracellular matrix organization; skeletal system development.
CAUUGUAAAAGAACCAAAUACUAAGUAAUAUAUGUGACAUUCACAUUUUCUUUUGCCUUAUUUUUCUUUUACUCGGGGAUGUUAUAUAUAGAUUUUGAGGUUAUUCAUGAAACCAUAUUUGAUUGCUGCUUCCUGUCAUUUAACACUCUGAAUGUAUAUUUUUUGCUUGGUGUUUUACCACAACUGUUUGGCAUUGUGCAUCCUUGGGUUUGGAUAGUGGCAUAGCUUGAUGAGCCAUGUGACAGAAGCUGCAUGUGACAGAAGUAGCCCCUAACCUUUGAUUAAAUGUGACCUCUUGGUGUAGUAUAUAAAAAAAGGCUAGAGGGAGCUAUUGAGCUGUUUAAAGACUCCAAUGACUUGGAAGAAUUUGGUUUAAAAUCAAGGACAAAUACUAGGUGUAAUCAGAUGCUGCAAAAUGAAUUAUAGCCAAUUGCAGAUUUUGGAGAAUUCAGUGAACACAGUUCAUGAUUUAAAAUAUUAGCUGGUUUCCUGAGAGUCACUUAGCACCAGUGAUUACAUAUGUAUUUGAUGAACUAAGAAAAAAAUUAGCACUUUUCUGGGGAAAAAACAUUCUGGGCAUGGCAGUAUAACAAAGAAUGUUAUAAUGCAGAAAUGCUCUACAUUUCUCUUAUUUUUAAGUGUGUAAGAGAUCAGAAACUAUGCAUUGUAGUGACUGUAGGUGUAUUUGGUUUUCCUGUUUUAAGUAACAUGACUAAUGAAAUAAUUGUGGUUUUAUAGAUUAGAGGUGGAAUACAUUUAAUUUGAUAAUGCCUUUUAGAUUAUGUGUAGCAAAAAUUCAAUUUUAAAAGCUCAUGAGACUAAAGUGAUUUUAAUUUCUAAUGUUUACCAUUAAUCAUUAUUGAAUAAAUACUUUUCAAUGAAAGCAGAUUUUAAAAUACAGUUUUUACCUAUUCUUGUGUAAGAAACAUCCACAAAAGUGUGAAACAGUGUGGUUUCUUUAAAUAGGAGCAUAAUAAAUGUUUUUAGUUGAGCAGAUUAUUAUCUGACAUUUGGUGGGGAGGGGUGGGGAAUAACAAAGGCACAUGCUAAUGCAUUAGGGCAUGCCAGCAUUUAAUUAAAAUACGAUAACCUACUCAUAAGCAUCACUAAGAUUUUUUAAAGUUUUUUAAUCUAGUCACUUAAGUGAGCUUUGGAUUAUUGAAGUAAGUCAUGGGCCCUGAAAACAGAAAAAUUUUCUCAAGAGAAACAGUCAGUCCUUAGAGUGAUGUAUUCAAAUGACCAAAGAAACCCAAAUAAACUACUCACUGAAAUGGAAUCUUUCAGUAUUUGUUUUAGCCACGUUUAAGUUAAGGAAGAAUAAACUGCCCUUUUAAAGGGGAAGCUGGAUAGUUUUAUAAACUUCAUUUCAUGCCCCCAAAUUGCAUGCACCUGAUGUGAUGUCAGUGGAAUGUAGGCAUGUGCCUCUGCAUGCAGCUGAUAUGGUCAGACCCCUAAUGAUGUCAGUGGAGGUAUUUUUCCAUGGGAACGUUCACAGUUGAAUUCCUACCAUGUGUUAGUAAUUUCUCAUUGUUUAUAAUAAUUAGAUAUUUGUUUUUAUUUUAGAUUUCUAAUGUCUGUGCAUUCAUUCCUUCUUUAAACAAUUGUGGUUCCUUCUCAUGCUCUACUUGCUUCAGCUAGUUGGCAUCUUAGGGAUUUCGUAUUUUACUUACAUUGCAGGACCCAAGGCUUAGAAUUUGGGAAAAAUUAUGAGAAGUCACAUUUUUACCCCUCACUUCUGUCAUCAUUAAUAAAGUAAAAUAGUUUCAAAUAACUUACAGAAACAAAUGUAUACUCAAUGGUUUAUAUAAAAUCAAGAAUACACAUAAAAAAUGUCAAGAGCACUACUAAGAUAUGACUAAAAUCCUUUUUGGAGGUUUGGGUAUUUCUUGUAUUACAACAGUGCUACUCAUAUAACUUAUGGUUUUACUUAUGUAUGAUGGAUUAAGUGAAGUUGUUUGCUCCAUGGGUGAUUCAAGCAAACUGCCUAAGUAGCCUUUGCCUUGUUUUAACCAUUUAUGUAAUGGAUAUGAGAUAUUUAUUGCCUAUCUGUAGCACAGAUUUUAUAAUGACAGCAUCCAGACAAUGCCAAGCAGUCUCCUUUCUAAGUAAGAAUAGUAUGCUGUCUCAGCUCCUGAAUUCCAUCUGAUGACUGGGAGCAUAGAAACCUUCACUGUGGCAUUUCAUUCUGAAUUAGACAAAGGCUCAGAUAACCAGCAACAUGGAAAUACCUGGAAUUUAUCUGAACACUAAAUUUUAAUGAUAAUAAAAAACAAUGUUAAUUAACAUUGGUUAAACAUAUACUAUGUGCCUAAUAAGUGUUCUAAAUGUUUUAUAUAUAUUAACACAUUUAAUUUUCAUUGUAAUCUUGUGAGUUAGUAUAACUAUUUCUCUUAUACAAGUGAUGGAUCUGCUACUCAGAGGUUCAGGAACUUGUCAAGGUUACAUUGCUAUGAAGUGCUGAAGUGGAAUAGCCUAAAAUCAAAGCCCGAGGCUGAGUGUCACACCCCAGCUUCCAACCAAAUAAAUACAGGUGAGAAUUAAUUUCCAUGUCCCCAGUAUAGAUAGUUUUAUCCAGUUCCAUUACUAACAUCGUUUGUAUUCCAAACUAAAAUGAGGUAACUAAUAUGUGUAGCGGAAAAAGAGUAACCUGUCCUGAGCAGACAGCCUUACCUGGAGUAAAAACUGAAUAGGGGAUUGUUGCUUUGAUUGGUUGAUUUAAGACUGAUUAUGUGGUACUCAGUAUAGUUUUAUAUUUAUGAUUGUUAAAUCAUUAGAUAGUUGGUAAUCCAUGUAUGGCAUAAUCUUAAAUACAUACAAUAUGAAAUUGUAAUAUUUUAUUUGACACCUAUUUGUCAUAUUGCAGUUGACCAUUAAAUAUGAUUUUCAAAGUGUUCGGGAAGGUUUGGAUAUAUUCUAAGAUUAAAAGAGUUGAAUAAUAUAAAAAAUGUAAUGAAAAACUUGUGUCAGAGAUGGGUAUUUCAGUGCCCUGCAGGGGAGGAAUGUGUGUGUCUAUGGCUACUGACUGGUGUGUUUUAUGAAUUCUGGCAUUUGUUAUUUUUAUAUAUUGCAUAUAUUGAGUAGAAGCUAAAAGGAAAUAUGUUUAUUUUAUUAUUUUUUAAAUAUUUAUUUAGUUUAAUGUAAAGCGAUCUUUUUCAGAGAUAGAUCGGUCCAGCAAUGGAUCAGGUGUCUCAAAUGUUAUUGAGUACCUCCUCACUGUUUGAGAAUAGGCCUGAUGAUUGAUUGUUGCCUUUAUUAUGGAGAGAAUAGAAACUCCAACAUGGCGAUUGACCAACAUAUGUAAAAAACAUCUUCAGGCCCUAAGAUUGUUAUUGUAUAUAGCUUUCUGCACUCACAUAAUUUGUUUAUUACCCAAUCAAAGAAGGACUGUUUCUAAACCAACUUACAAAGGUAAAAAUCUAGCUGAUUUUACAAAAUGUAAAUAUUCAUUUGGCUACUUUCUCACUUCCUCUAAAGGAAGUAAAACAUACCUCACAGAUAGUUCUGGUUUGAUUUUCUCACUGGAAUAAAGAAAUUCACAAAGAAGUGAGCAACAUAAAUUUCUUAGUUUUCCAGUGCAUAUAAAAGUUAUCUUUACACUGUGCUGUAUUCUAUUAAGUGUGAAACAGCACUAUGCCUUAAAAAAAAUGUACGUACCUUAAUUAAAAGUACUUAAUUGUUAAGGACCAUUGAGCCUUUUGCAGCUGACUGAUCUUGGUAAUGGCCCUGAAGGUGAGGGUGGCUGUGGCAAUUUCUUAAAAUACAACAGUGACGUUUGCCACAUUGAUUGACUAUUCCUUUCAUGAAAGAUUUCUCUUAGCAUGCAUUAUUGUUUGAUAGUAUUUUUACCCACAGUAGAACUUUUUUCAAAAUUGGAAUCAAUCCUGACAAACCAUGCCAUUGCUUUAUCUACUACGUUUAUGUAAUAUAUCUAAAUUCUUUGUCGUCAUUUCAACAAUAUUCAUAGCUUCUUCACCAGGAGUACAUUUCAUCUCUAGAAACCACUUUCUUAGCUUAUCUGUAAGAAGCCUCCUCACUCAUUAAAGUUUUAUAAUGAGAUUGCAGCAAUUCAAUCAGAUCUUCAGGUUCCAUUUCUAAUUCCCUCAGAGUCAUCAACAGAGAUUGGAAUAAACUUUUUCCAAACUCCUGUUAAUGUUAUUUUGACCUCCUCUCAUGAACCAUGAGACUGCUUAGUGGCAUCUAGAAUGGUGAAUCUUUUACAGAAGGUAUUAAAGUUAUUUUGCUUAGAUCUAUCAGAGUAAUCACUAUCUAUGGCAGCUGUAGCCUUCCACAAUGUAUAUCUUCCGUAAUAAGACUUGUGACUUGAAAUUACUUUUUGAUCCACGGGCUGCAGAAUGGUUCACGAAGUUCUUGUGCUUUGUUUUUCAGCUCCAUCAAGUCGUUUAUGUUCUUCUCUAAGCUAGUUAUUCUAGUUAGCAUUUCGUCUAACCUUUUUUCAAGGUUUUUAGUUUCUUUGCAUUGGGUUAGAACACGUUCCUUUAACUCAGAGAAGUUUGUUAAUUAUCUACCUUCUGAAGCCUGCUUCUGUCAAUCGUCAAAUUCGUUUUUCCUUCAGCUUUGUUCCCUUGCUGGUGAGGAGUUCUGAUCUCGUGGUGGGAGAAAGGUGUUCUGAUUUUCGUUGGUUUCAUUCUUCUUGCGCUGGUUUCUCCCAUCUCUUGGAUUUAUAUAGUUUUGAUCUCAGGUAGCUGCUUGGGGAGGCGGCCUUUCCUUUGUCUGACUGCAGAGGCGCUGCUGGGCUGCCACAGGUUCAGUGGAGCUGCUGCGUCUUGUCUUUUAUUUACUCAGGAAAGUUAGGCCGGCUCCUACAAAUGGCAGCUGCCCCUUCCCGCCCCCGCACCCCCCACCCGCCCCUAGCUGGAUAGCUCCUGGUCGCUCUUUAGGUGCGAAACUCUAGCGUGAGAGGUUUUUUCAGUCUGCUGGGCUUUGUCGAGGGGAGGCAGGGGGACCUGUCCCGCCGUCUGGGCUGUUUCCCUGUUUUCAGUUCCUCUUCCCUGUGAGGGGAGGGUAGAUCCUUCCAGCUGGCUUUCUGGCUUUCUGGUCAGCCAGUGCUUCCGCAUCAGCCAGUGUUUUCGCCCCGGCUCUGGCCGAAGUUGCUGUUCUGCCCUGUUCAGGCAGCUCGCUGAGGCUUUUCAGCCCGGCGAAGACCUGCUGUCCUGUGAGUUGUAGAGGGCCUGGGUGGAGCGCCGAAAUCCCAGAGGGGGAGAUCCCCCCGCCCCGUCCUCCCGUCGGUUGCAGGCACCUCUUGGGUGGGGCAGUGGCCCGCCUUGCCUCAACUUGCCCUACUUGGUUUAUACGCACUGUUCAUAACCAGACCCACAAAAUGAACAAAAUGAACCGGAUACCUCGUUUGGAAUUGUGGAGAGCACUCGGUUUCUGCGUCUCUCUCGCUGGGAGCUGCUUUCUGGAGCUGCCUCUCAUUCAGCCAUCUUGGGAUGCCCUCCGUGGCCUGCGGAUGGAUGUUGGAUUAGCAGGCAUGAAGAAAACAUAAUCUCCUUGUACAUCUCCAUUGAGCUCUGGGUGACCAGGUUUGGUUACAAAAGUACGGCUACCUUCCACCGACUGACCCCAGAAUGUCAGUGCUGCGCUCUGCAGAGACCAUGCAGUCCGCCCUAGCUGCCAUGCAGCAGUUCUAUGGCAUUAACAUGACAGGAAAAGUGGACAGAAACACAAUUGACUGGAUGAAGAAGCCCCGAUGCGGUGUACCUGACCAAACAAGAGGUAGCUCCAAAUUUCAUAUUCGUCGAAAGCGAUAUGCAUUAACAGGACAGAAGUGGCAGCACAAGCACAUCACUUACAGUAUAAAGAACGUAACUCCAAAAGUAGGAGACCCUGAGACUCGUAAAGCUAUUCGCCGUGCCUUUGAUGUGUGGCAGAAUGUAACUCCUCUGACAUUUGAAGAAGUUCCCUACAGUGAAUUAGAAAAUGGCAAACGAGAUGUGGAUAUAACCAUUAUUUUUGCAUCUGGUUUCCAUGGGGACAGUUCUCCCUUUGAUGGAGAGGGAGGAUUUUUGGCACAUGCCUACUUCCCUGGACCAGGAAUUGGAGGAGACACCCAUUUUGACUCAGAUGAGCCAUGGACACUAGGAAAUCCUAAUCAUGAUGGAAAUGACUUAUUUCUUGUAGCAGUUCAUGAACUGGGGCAUGCUCUGGGAUUGGAGCAUUCCAAUGAUCCCACUGCCAUCAUGGCUCCAUUUUACCAGUACAUGGAAACAGACAACUUCAAACUACCUAAUGAUGAUUUGCAGGGCAUCCAAAAGAUAUAUGGUCCACCUGACAAGAUUCCUCCACCUACAAGACCUCUACCGACAGUGCCCCCACACCGCUCUAUUCCUCCGGCUGACCCAAGGAAAAAUGACAGGCCAAAACCUCCUCGGCCUCCCACCGGCAGACCCUCCUAUCCUGGAGCCAAACCCAACAUCUGUGAUGGGAACUUUAACACUCUAGCUAUUCUUCGCCGUGAGAUGUUUGUGUUCAAGGACCAGUGGUUUUGGCGAGUGAGAAACAACAGGGUGAUGGAUGGAUAUCCAAUGCAAAUUACUUACUUCUGGAGGGGCUUGCCUCCUAGUAUCGAUGCAGUUUAUGAAAAUAGCGACGGGAAUUUUGUGUUCUUUAAAGGUAACAAAUAUUGGGUAUUCAAGGACACAACUCUUCAACCUGGUUACCCUCAUGACUUGAUAACCCUUGGAAGUGGAAUUCCCCCUCAUGGUAUUGAUUCAGCCAUUUGGUGGGAGGACGUUGGGAAAACCUAUUUCUUCAAGGGAGACAGAUAUUGGAGAUAUAGUGAAGAAAUGAAAACAAUGGACCCUGGCUAUCCCAAGCCAAUCACAGUCUGGAAAGGAAUCCCUGAAUCUCCUCAGGGAGCAUUUGUACACAAAGAAAAUGGCUUUACAUAUUUCUACAAAGGAAAGGAGUAUUGGAAAUUCAACAACCAGAUACUCAAGGUAGAACCUGGAUAUCCAAGAUCCAUCCUCAAGGAUUUUAUGGGCUGUGAUGGACCAACAGACAGAGUUAAAGAAGGACACAGCCCACCAGAUGAUGUAGACAUUGUCAUCAAACUGGACAACACAGCCAGCACUGUGAAAGCCAUAGCUAUUGUCAUUCCCUGCAUCUUGGCCUUAUGCCUCCUUGUAUUGGUUUACACUGUGUUCCAGUUCAAGAGGAAAGGAACACCCCGCCACAUACUGUACUGUAAACGCUCUAUGCAAGAGUGGGUGUGAUGUAGGGUUUUUUCUUCUUUCUUUCUUUUCCAGGAGUUUGUGGUAACUUGAGAUUCAAGACAAGAGCUGUUAUGCUGUUUCCUAGCUAGGAGCAGGCUUGUGGCAGCCUGAUUCGGGGCUGACCUUUCAAACCCAGAGGGUUGCUGGUCCUGCGCAUGAGUGGAAAUACACUCAUGGGGAAGCUUCCAUGAUGCACAGUAUCUGCUGUUCUUCAGUCCUUUGUCUUUCUUUGUCAUUCAGUUCUAGGCCUUUCCUCUGCACGCUCAAUGCCCAGUAAAAUUUCAGGAUUAACUAAAGAAGAGGAAAAAAAGAAGAAAAGAUUCUUCUUAAAAAUUUCUAAUAUUAUUUUUCCUUCUGAAGUCUGAGCCCAUUUCUGGGGGGACUAUAAAAAAGCAAAUCAAAAAACCCACUUUUUUUUUUUUUUUGCUUUAAAACAAAGGGAAAAAAGAGUUUAACAACCCCACAAUUGAACUUCCAGGAAAGUGUGAAGACCCAAAACAGCUUUGUCUCCAAAGAAGAUAGCUCUCUGACUGCUUUGGAUAGUCUCCUACGCACCAUUUUGUCAGGUGGGAGAUUUGGAAUACAUAUGCAGGACGUUAGACUGUUGGGACAGCCAUUUUCCAACAACCAAGGGGCCAAAAUAUCUGCAAUAUAGUAACAGCCUUAAUAAUACAUCCAUUUUUCGUUUUAUACAGCUGUUCUCAGCUAUGUACUCAAUGUUUCAUCACAUUUAUAGUCAUAACUAUUUUCAAACACGACCUUUUAAUUGUUUUUGACGUAUUUCUAAACCCCUUCUUUCCACCUUACCCCUUCAUCAUUGUGAUAAUCUUCCCAAAUUGCAUUAGGCCAUUGCCCCAGGCCUUCUGUGGGUCUGUCAGGAAUAGUCAUUACAAAGCAGAUCAAGAAGCAGUAUGUCUCUGAAGUGGAUUACUGUGACAGUUACUUUACAAGGAUUUGUGACACUAGUAAUAUACCCGUGUGACCCUUUGAGAACUAUCAGACCAGAUUUCAGAGUCUUAGGAUUGUUGGUCUUGUGAACUGAUAAAUUAUAGAACUGGGCAAUGGUAAAAACAGUCACAGGCUCAAGAAUUUCAGGCUUUUAAAACAGAUAUCCUAUAAUGUCAUGUAAUUUUUAAGUGAUUUACACAACUACAUAAAUGCAUUUGUAACAAACAGAAAUGAUGCUACUUGCCAAAUUUUUUCUGGCAAAUAAAAAAGGUAUUUUAUUAAGAAUCUCAUAAGACUGAAAUUUUAUUUGAAAAACUGGUAAGAGCCUAACUCUUCUUCUUCUUCUUUUUUUUUUUUUUUUUUUUUUAGGCAUACUGAAUUUCUGUUUUAAAAUCCAUUGCAUGAAAAUUUAAUUUGCCUUGGUAUAUGCAGUUAGCAUUGCCAUUUUAAAAAUGAAUUAAAAUGAUGACUCUGAAGUUGCAUGAAUAUCUUCCAGUGCAUUACCUAUUGCAUGUCCACCAUAGUUCUCAAAGGGUUAGAGUGGCUUCUGGCAUUUAGCCAUCCAUUUGAUCACUGACAGAGCCAAGAAACCACCAAAGCAUUUCAUUGUUGAGUGUAAUUUGUCCUAACAGCAGUAUUGUCAUUUUCAUGUGACCUGCAGAGCAGGUUUGUAUCAAUAUUUUUUUCCUAGAGAAAAGUCAGCAACUGACAGACCUCUUUAUUGAUUUUUAGGAGCUGCUUCUUGCAGUGAAAGGCUUUACAGCCACUGGGCUGUGAACUUUAUUAGAGAUGGUCAGAAUGAAUGCACCCCAUGAGUCAGACAUUGGCUUUGUGUGAAAGCCAGCUUUGAGGGGAUUAGCUUUUGAAACAAUGAACAGCUUGCCUUGAACUUGAUUAUUGAUCUAUUGACUGUCAUUAACAACAACUUAAACAUUGUCUUCUGUGAAAAUUUUCCUUGAAGAGUCCUGUUCUUUGUCUUUGCCCUUUGACCUUUAACUUGCAAACUGGCACAAACUGAAGGAAAUCUGGUGUUGCUUCUCCAUUGGAUUAGUUGUUCUAUAAAACCUAGUAAGCAUGAGCUGUUUCCUUAGAGUGAAGAAAGUGUUGUUGGCAGAUCUACAGAUGGACACUUUGCUCUUUACAUGCACACUCUGAAAAUGCCCUAUAGGUAGAAGUGAAUUUUAAUUUUAUUUUAAUAUAAUUUCAAGUCUAAAUUCAUCAUUUUAGUACAAAUUACAAAAACUAUAGAGAAAAAAAAAAACCUCAAAUACUUGAAUGGCCAGUGUGGCUUUUAUAUAAAGCAGGAAUUUUAUACUAGUAAACAUUUCUUACUCAUUUGCUAAUAUAACACAUUUCCAGAUGAUUUUUAAUGAGUGUAGGUAUACAUUCUUAUUUGGAAAUGGAUAGUUUGGCUGCCUUGAAUUUAUAUUUAUACUCAACAUAGCAUGAAAAGUAGAAUGCCUUUUGGUUAAACUACAUGUUUAUGAUUUGGUUGGGGAAAAUGUUUUAUAAUUGUGGGUGGCAUGCUGCAAAGCCUUGCAGAUUGUUAUUUCUUACAACCUGAGCAUAUAUAUUGUGAGGCUAAGAAAAAAGAACAGCAGGAAAAGAAUGGCUUUACAGUGAAAUAUUGUAUAAUGUAGACGAUAUUUUAGGAUGAUAUUGGAGAUUAUGUACACAAGGGCCAAGAAAGCAAGAAAAGAAAACCAGAACCAGCCCUGUAGCUUUACUUCAGUGCUUCCAUUCUAGAUAAUGUUGAUAUUAUAAAGAGUUAGUCACUGCUGCUAAGCAUGGAGGACUAUAUACAUAAGCUCAUUUAUACAGUGUUUGCUUGUGGGAGGGUUUAAUCCUUUUAGGGCCUUGAUGUCAAGAAAAAAAUAACUGGAAACUAUAUUUUGCUAAAUAUAGAAAUGAGGAACUGUGUCAUUUUGGGACAUGUGCAAAUCAUUGAGAAACUCCAUCAACCUGCGUUGAAAAUUGAUUUUUUUCCUCUAAAAUGAGAAAGAAACUGAAUAAGCAAUCUAUUGCCUCUUUACUCAUUCAUCACAAUAUCCUGAUUCGUCAUAAGAUUAUAAGCAUAUAAGGGCUAGAAAAUAACCAUAGCAUUAAGAAGGAAGGAGUCUAUCAUUAUGUUUGAAUUCUGGCAAAUGUCAUAAAUAAGGGUUGGGUAAUAUUUACUCGAAUAUGAGACAAGAUUUACAUGAUAAGCAAAGGCAUAUAUGGCUGCUCUUUUGACUAGAACAUUUCAGUUAUCAGGCUGUACUAUUACAAGAGAUAAGAAAACAAUAAGUACAAUGUAAUCACAAACAAUGGGAUUCCAUUUGUUUGUUGUAUACCAGGUACUUUGUGGGUAUGGUUCCUGACUCCUCUUCCACUUGGGGUUUGGGGAAAAAAGUCUCAAUCCAAAUGGAACAGUGAAAAGAAAAGUAACUGAUCUAGCACAUAAGAAUAGUGAUUCAAAAACCAAUGUGAAAUAAACUUCCAUAGGUCAAUAAUAUAAGGUGUCAGUUCAGUAUUAGCAGAGAUAUGCAAGCAUCAAAUAUUUUUAUCACCCCAUCACUAAUAACAUGAAAAGCUCAGACAUAGGAUUUCCCAAAUUUAAAUGAAAACACAUUCAUGCUUGCAAAAAUAAUUCUCCUUCUGCUUCAUUUCUCAUUACUUUAUCUAAUAUAAACACAAAUGUCAAGGUAAUGUUCUUUACAUAAAAUGACCAUAUAGUUAAGAAUUUUAGUAAACGAUUGUUGCUCUGCAUAUUAUUAAACACAAUGAAGUAUUAAAAUAGCUGAUAAGUUUGAAUUUUCUGCAAAACAGUAAUUCCACAUCAGAAUUGUAGAUAAGGUUGUGAAUUUAACUAUUGACUCAUUUCAGAACGGUGUCUGUUGACAUGGCAGUCAGAGCAGGUGAAUACAGACACUCUUUCUGAUUGCAAAGGUUAUAGAGAUAAAUUGGACAGCAUUAUGUGAUACUAGCAAAGACAACUUCUGUUAUAAAUCAGAGGGCAAGGCUUUUCUGAAUCAGAUGUAAUAAAUUACUAAGUAAUGAUUACCAAAAAAUAAUUACUAAGUAAUGAAGGAUAUAGACUCGCUUACUGAAAUAAGUAAGUGUUAUAUUUAAUAGAUUACCUAUAAUCUUUUUUGUUAACACAUAAUUUGGCCAUUUCAUAUACUAUAUGCUUAUUUCCAUUACUUCUCUGUGGGUGAUUAAAAAAUACUAUGUGGUGGAUAAGAACAUUGGCCAAAAUUCACUGCUAGUUCCAAUGCAUAGAUGAUGGUAUAUAUACUGGAUGAUAGAAGUAGUAAUAUUUGCAAGUUCUACAUAUUAUGGUGAUAUCUCUGGUGUGGUACAAAAACACGCCCACACUUCAUGAAUCUUACAGGGGAAAAAAUAGUGUGUCCGUAUUAACUAAACUCAAAGUGCUAUCUGAAGAGGAAUGGAUCUUAUAAUCAAAUAGACUGAGUUAAACUGAGUCUCAAAAAAUAUAUAUUUUUAAGUUUUUGGAAUUAUUUCCAGAAACUAAUAAAGAGAAUUAUUUAGUGGUAGUACCAAGUCUGUGAGUUUGUAGCAUAUACUGAAACAAUCUUCUGGAUGGUGGUAAGGUCUUUUUUAGCAAACACAGUAAAGAGCUUAUUUUAUUUCUGAUGCUUUCAAGGGCAUAUUCUAAAGUAUCACAGAUGUCAAAUAGAAUAUGCUAUCUAAGCCAAAAGUGUAAAUUUCUGAUGACCUAUUGCAGCAAUCUCAGCCAGUAUGUAAUAUCACAAAAUGUGUCAAGUCAAUCAUAUUAGAGGAUCUACUCAUUCAGAUGGAUUUCAUGCACCUUCAUGAUGUUGAUAUAUUGUGACCACAGGAAAUAGCUGCCAGAACCUAUGUAGCUAAGUUACAGGUUCCACUUUGCCUGGGAGGGAAUCAUAAUUACAUCAGGAAAUGUUUAACAGUUAUGUCUUAAAAAUUAGAAUUUUAUGGGCCGGGCGCGGUGGCUCAAGCCUGUAAUCCCAGCACUUUGGGAGGCCAAGGCGGGUGGAUCACGAGGUCAAGAGAUCGAGACCAUCCUGGUCAACAUGGUGAAACCCCGUCUCUACUAAAAAUACAAAAAAAAAUUAGCCAGGCAUGGUGGUGCGUGCCUGUAAUCCCAGCUACUCAGAAGGCUGAGGCAGGAGAAUUGUUUGAACUCAGGAAGUGGAGGUUGUGGUGAGCCGAGAUCGCGCCAUUGUACUCCAGCCUGAGUAACAAGAGUGAAACUCCGUCUCGAAAAAAAAAAAAAAUUAGAAUUUUAUGUAAUAAAGAAAGCAGCAACCAGGAAUAGUAUCACACCAUAAAUAUGAAAACUAAUUAUUAUAUUUAAUAAAUAUAAUGGAAACGAGGAGGGGGAAAAUGAGUCUUUUGUUAAAUAUAAAGACGAUCUAUAGCACUCCUUGAUAAUACAACUGAAAAUUUUACUUUAGCAAGCAUAAAAUAGUGGAGGAAAAAUGCAACUUCAAGCUCUUCACACUAGCGAUGAUUAUGUGAUAUAUCAUCGUAUAUAUUUAGCCAGUGGUCAUUAGAUGUUACCAUGCUGAAGCAUAUCUGAUACUCAUGCAUUGCCUUACAGGCUAAAAAUAUAAGAGGUAGGUAUUCAGUAACCUCAGUUGGAAAGACAUAUAAUGUUAGAAUCCCCUGAAACAAGCCAUUUCCCUAAGAUAGAAAUUUACCUCAAUAAUCAUGUAACCUAAAACACUUGGCAUAGUAGCAAAGAAGUUGCCUUAGUGUUCUAGUCUCAUCUAAUUGUGACCUCUGUCUUUCAUGUACUUCUGAAAUCAUUUUCCAUUUUUUUCAUUGGUGUGAUUUUGACACAAUUCUGAAAUAUUUCAGGUAAGAUUAAUAACAUCUAAUAACAAAUAUGUUUUAAUAUUUUAGACAUAUGUCUACUUUGAAAGUUCAACCAAUAGUAUAGAAAGCUUAAGAAUGAACACUGAUUAGACAUAUUCACAGAAAUGAAAGGAAAAAUGAUAUUGUAAAACUCCUGUCAAUUUUCUAGUAGAAUACAGAAGUACGUAGCAGUCUUCAAUUUCUAAACACAAUAAGAGCUUAUAACUGAACGUGACAUGCAUCAUUUGUUAGAACAAUACUAAUUCUUUAUACUACAGUAAGGAUACAAGAUCACAGAAGCUUAGUGUUGUAACAAAGACUUCACAGGCAUUCAUAACUAAUGCCUUCUAAGGAAAAUGAGGGCAUAACCCAGAAUUCGUGGUCAGAGUAUAAAAGUUAUGUAUGAAAGACAUUUAUUUAUAGAAAUUUCUGAGUAUUCUAUGCCUUUUCAACUUAAAUAUCAGUGUGUCUUAGAAUUUAUUUUAUAUAUCAUUGGACUGGGGGUAAUAUUCAAACAUGCACUCAACAUGUCCUCACAUUAAAAGGCACAUUGACUAGUAUAGGAAAAUACAUCAUACACUAGACUGUUGUGCAAACUCAUAUAACUUUGCCAUGUGCUCUGCUAUAGAGCUGGAUGUGUAUGCCCUUAAGAAGGGAUAAAAAUAAUCAAUUAAAUAUAAAUACGAAAAUAUACUUAUGUUGGGUAGCUUAGCAUCAUAGCAAAAUGUCAUUAACCUUUAUUUCACAGAGAAAAACUGAAAGAAAAGAAUGGUGAACAAGAAUACAAUGAUAAACUUGGCUUAUAGAGAUGUUUCUUGGGAAUUUUUUCCACUUGUUUUUAUCCAUGAAAAAAGAAUACAGACAUUUCUGUAGUAUUUCGUCUGUGGGUAGGUUGGAUCCCAGGUAGAAUGCUUUUUGACACAGGCCUUUUUAUACAUACUUUAUAUGUGAUGAAGCUUUGGUGAGAUGUGACUGCAUGGUAGGAUGCAUUUUCCUAGGAUAGGAUAUGGUGCUGCUUGUACUUGCCACCUUUUAUAUGAAUGUAUGUCGCUACAUUGGCCUGUCUUGCCAAGAUAUGGAUGAAUAAAGCCUGGUGUGAGCUGUCUAUUUGAAACGUCACUAGGAUGCAUGUUUCAUUUGCUGUUACAUAAUGCCAAUUUGAACCUGUUUCCUCUCUAUAUAUUGACAACCCAAUUGUUAAGAUAAAAUAUACUUUGCUUGAAUGAACGAUUUGGGUAGUAAUGUGAGAGUUAUCCUUAAAUCAGUGUUAUAAUUUUUGCUAUUACUGAAAUACCAUCACAGUAGCCACAUUAUUGGCUGUCUUCUCACAGCUCUUUAGUAUACACCAUUGCCUGAGCAAAAUUAGGUUUUUAGGUAUUUUUGGCAUUUACUUCUUUUAUAGCUGAUGUACAAUCAAUUAUUCCUUUAUAUGUUCAUAAGUACAAAAUUUCACUAUGUUAAUUACUUCCAAACAAACAAUUGCCAAGCAAGUAUGUGUGUGCCUGGUUUUUCUGCUCCUCCAAUUCUAAGAUCAUUAUUUGUUUGCCUUCUGUUUGUCACCCAAAAAUACAGAUGUUUGGGAACGAUACAUCUUACUGAGUUGUCUUAUGCAAUCUCUGUCUAUAUUCGCAUUUCCUUCUAUUUCUACCUUGUCUUUUGUUUUUUAAACACAGAUUUGAUUUUCCUUUCACUUUGUGAAAACCAGAAUUGAGCAGCAUUGUACAUCAGAGAUGGUACCCAGGAAAUGUCUUUGUUUCUCUGUAUUUUUCUUCAAAAAUGCCAUGCAAAGACAAUCCUAGUAAAGUUCACAUACAUCCCAAUCUCUCUCAUUGGCUUCCAACUUUUUAUAGAACUAUUUCCCUGAGAAAAGAGAAAUGCUGAGUAUGAUGGCUAUUAUCUGUUGAUGAGACAAUUAUACAAGAACGUAAAUCUCUCAGUAUAGUGUUCUGUUUAAGGUACAUCAUGGGUACAUAAAUGCCUAAAAGCUUCAUCCUUUGGUCUAUUUCUCUUUAUGUGUAAAAUUGCAUAUAUAUUAGAAAGAGAGAUCGAAUAGAAGAAUUCGGGGUGUUAUAGAGGCAGCUUUUUGCUGCCUUGGUUUUGACUGUAUCAGCAUUUCUAUUGUGGACCUCUAUUUUAAGGGGUUUUAGAGACUCAGCCAUAAAAAUUUGUGUUAGGCUUAAAAGUCUUGAAAUUUUUUUUAGAUAUCUAAUUUUAAACAAAUAUAUCUUGUUUUUAUAUUAUAGAAGGGAAAUAAAUGGAGUUUACUAGUUCAAUUUUGCGCUAACAUAACUUUUAAUAAACCUAACUUUUUAAAGAAAAACAUAAAAUCGAAUUAGUUCAUAGUUGGUUGAUGGUUUUAUAAAGAAUCAGUUAUUGACCUUGAGAAAAUUGCCUCCUUCAUCAUUAUAGUAACCUGUCUUUAAGUUGUUUUAAAACUUGUAUACCUAUAUUAACAUUAUCUUGAUUCCAGUGUGGAUCAGUGUGAUAAUGCAGAUUUAUGACAUCUGUAUAAGCUAUCUGGUAAUAUAGAUUUGGAAAUAUAUAGUAUAUAUGAUAUAUAUAUAUAUAUUUAUUUAUUUACUAGAUAGAUUAAGGAGAAAAAGCUCCCAUAAACUUAGUUUGUCAAAUAAAUACCAUAUAUUUAAAAAAUUGCACAGACAUUUAUCAUUCAGAGUCAGAAUGAGAUGCAAGUAGUUGCAAAGGGAAGUUGUCUCUUGGGUAAACAACACACAUUAUACAGCUUCUUAUGAAAAUAAUUUUUUCCUUUCUAUAUUGUGGUUAUGGGAAAGUAAAAGAAUUAAAAUUAAUGCAGACUUUAUUUAAAUAACAUUCAACUGUGAAGCAGAGAGAAACGCCAGGAAAUUAAAUAUUUGGGCCAUUAUCUUGUGGUUGUCUGAUAAUACUUUACAUUUAUUUUAAUUCCCCAUGAUGUUUUCAGUUAUGGAGAGAGUAAUAAAAUCUCGAUUUUUAAGUUUCUGCAUUGUUCUCAUUACACUCAACACUAUUUCAUUAAGUUCUUGAUACUAUGUAGUCUUCUGUGUGCAAGGAAAGAAAUAAAUAAUACAUUUGUUUGCUGAAUGAAUUUUAAGGUGUGCAAGUUGUGGUGAAUUUUUGCCCACACAGGAUUCUAUACAUUUAUACCAUCUUAACUCUGGCAUUUUUUUUUUCAGAUAGCUUCUACUGACAAACACAAAGCUUGUUUGUGUGCAAAUAUAAGGCUAAAUAAAUGGUGCUAAAGUGUAUUAUGACUGUCAGAUAAAAUCAGGCAAAAUUUUGUGGUGCUUAAAUUAAUUUUUUCAUUGAUUUUAUUGAUCAGUGCAUUGAACAGUGUUUAUUAUUCACAAGUUGUCUUUUAUUAGUAAAUCAAGGCCUCAUAGCACAUUGUUAAAUAAAGUGGUUGACUAGUCUAUGUGACAGCUCACCAAGCUACUAUCUCUUUUAACUCCUUAUAAUGUUGCGUCAUUAAAGGUCAAGGGGACAUGCUAUUAAUCUCAUUGCUAUAGACCAUUAACAUGACUGAACUUUUCCACAAAGUACUUAUGUUUACAAUGCUAUAACCCUUUGACUGCUGCGGCAACCUUUAACCACACAAAUGUCACAAGCUAGAAUCAUCAGCAUGGUUCUUGCCAUGGCAAUCAAAGAGUUAAGGGCUGUGCAGUGAUUUGUUUUGUAUUUAUUAAUUUAUAUUUAUUUUAUUUCCAUUCAAGAAGGGGUUUGGGGUGGGGCAGUUUUUGUCUGCUGUAAGUGUCUUAACCUAGGGAAGGGUUAAAUGGCUUUUUAUACUAUUGCAUCUUCUGUAUUUACCAUCAAUUCAUUGUGUUGUAAUUAAAAGAAACUGUCAAUAAAUAAGAGAACAGAAAAAUGGUUCACA